Cylicostephanus goldi is the source of this 432-nucleotide messenger RNA. The record is from the annotation of a GenBank genome assembly. Lineage: Eukaryota; Metazoa; Nematoda; Chromadorea; Rhabditida; Strongylidae.
AUGCGUGCUGAAUGCAGCACGGGCAUCACUACUAUAUCAUUUGUUAGCGUUUUCACCCUUGCACUGGCUUCCGGCGAUCUUUGGACUGGAGGGAUGGAAACCACAGUAACGACUUUACGUUGGGGAAUCGCCUAUCUACUUUAUCAUCCAACGGUGCAGAAGAAAUGCUAUGAGGAAAUACUCAAAAUUUUCGGCGACGAACAGCCAUGUUAUUCACGCCGUAAACAACUUCCUUAUGUGGAAGCUACAAUAGCUGAACUCCAACGUGUAACAAACGUUUUGCCAUGGGCUAUUCCUCAUCGGACCAUGGAAGAUGUAGAAAUUAUGGGAUUCCAUCUGCCGAAAGGUACAGUCAUAUUACCACAGUAUGGAACUGUACAUUGCGAUACACAUUACUACCCGGAGCCUGAAAAAUUUAGGCCGGAAAGGUAA